UCUCCGCAGCAAUAAUGGUUUCUGCAAAACAGCUAGCAGACUUUGGCUAUAAAGCUUUUUCCAGUUCAAUGAUUCUCCUUACGCUGUAUGGUGGCUACCUCUGUAGCGUCAGAACAUACCGUUAUUUUCAGCGCAAGAGUCUCCUGAAGCAACUGGAACAGGAGCAGGGACAUGCAGAAGCCAUCAAGGACUGA
This is a messenger RNA of Euleptes europaea (tarantolino), 194 nucleotides long. Its product is annotated as cytochrome c oxidase assembly protein COX14. Gene Ontology annotation, cellular component: mitochondrion. The record is from RefSeq and is a predicted model, not a curated record. Gene Ontology annotation, biological process: mitochondrial respiratory chain complex IV assembly. The coding region runs from base 15 to 194 and encodes 59 amino acids. The transcript has a single exon. NCBI's taxonomy places the organism in Eukaryota, Metazoa, Chordata, Lepidosauria, Squamata, Sphaerodactylidae.